AUGACUUGGAGACGAAGAUUAACUAGCUCUCGUCCCACCCCGAAACCUUACACAUGGAAUGGCAGUAACGGAAGCCCUAAAAGUAGCAACAACAACAACAACAACAACAACAACAACAACAACAACGGGGCACCAUCCAUAAGCCACUCUUUGAAUAUAAAUAAUCUUAAUCUUAAGCCUGGGCAGUCGAAAAUCAUCCGACAUACGAUGGUCAUAAGCCAUCAGCCAGUUGGGACAGGUGACAAGUCUCCAAAAGGCAAAAGCAAUCAUAGUGCAACUUCGAAAAGGCAACCACUACACAACCCAUUCCACAGCAUCCGUAACCAAGGACAUCCGAAUCAGGGUAAGGGACAUAACUAUGGAGACAAUGGACAUGGCACAGUGCCAAAUGGACGAAGUGGUUCUGGACACGGAAAUUUCGCAACUCUUCGCUUGCCUGUCGUUAACAUUGAUCACAAUGGAAACAUAUUGUCCGUGAACGAUCCUCACAGCCAUAACAUUGGCGUCCUUGUCAAAGGGAAAGCUGGAGCAGGACAAAACCGUCACAACAACAAUAAUAAUGGACAUGUACUUGGAACUGAUUCCCAUGGGGGGUUGUUAGGCGGACAAGGGCUUAGUUCAGCUGGCGGCAGUCAUGGUGCAGCAGGCCAUGUACUUGGACUUGGUUCUCAUGGCCGGUUGAAUGGCGGGCACGGGCUUAGUGCAGUUAGCGGCAAUCAUGGUGGUACAGGACAUGUACUUGGACUUAACUCUCAUGGAGGAUUAAUUGGAGAACAUUGGCUUGGUGCAGCUGGAGUACAUGCUGUUGAUGUGGUUGUAGCGGAUAUCUAUCCUAUUCAUUCCUCGGCAGGAGUAAACGGGGCACAUUUGAAAGCUAAUAACGGUCGCCAUGGAGCUGGAGAUAUGCAUUCGAAUGUCGGUAAAAGUACAAGUGGUAGUCUAAACGGAAACAUUGGCGUACACGUAUCCGGAACCGUUAUUCCUAGCAUGGCUGAAGUAGUUCCCAUGCCAACAACGGCUGGAGGUACCGGACAUUCAAGCACUAGGCAAAAUAAUGGACACACAUAUUACGAAAUGCAUUUAUCGAACGGGCAGCGUGUAUUGUACGCAGUUAGGGACAAUAACAAGAACAAUGCCAAUAGCAGUGUUAAAAGCGCGGGUAAAACUCAAGGGGGUUCUGGUUCAAAAGUAAGUACCACAUCGGUAUACCAAACUACAGAAGAGCCUCCGGAGGGUGCUACUGGACCUGGCGGCAUCGAUGUCGAAGAAAUGGGCGUUUAA
Molecule: messenger RNA, 1281 nt
Organism: Mya arenaria
Lineage: Eukaryota; Metazoa; Mollusca; Bivalvia; Myida; Myidae
Exons: 2
Coding region: 1-1281 (426 amino acids)
Cellular component (GO): nucleolus; nucleoplasm
Source: RefSeq, a predicted model, not a curated record